Molecule: messenger RNA, 3520 nt
Organism: Phyllostomus discolor (pale spear-nosed bat)
Lineage: Eukaryota; Metazoa; Chordata; Mammalia; Chiroptera; Phyllostomidae
Product: RNA-binding protein FUS-like
Exons: 1
Coding region: 1162-1779 (205 amino acids)
Source: RefSeq, a predicted model, not a curated record
UUUCUGUCCCUGGGAAUGUUCCUUGUCUGUAUUAGGGUAGAGAAAGUUUUAUUUGAAUCAUACAAGUUUACUUUUCUAUUUCCCAGAACAAAUGGUCUAAGUCAAUUACCAUGUUUAUAAGUUAGUGUUCUUUUUGCAAAUAUCAAGUUUAAGUUAAAAAAUAUAGUCAGUUAUUGACAGAAUUCAAAACUAUAUAGCAAUGAAGAAAAACAUGCUGAAUGAUAAUUUGUGUUUAAGUAAAAUUCUUCUGACAUUAAGAUAAUAAAUUUAAGGUACAGAAAAGAUUGUGUAAAAUGGUAUAGUAUCAUCAAUUUCACCUAGCCUAAGCAAUUAAAUUGUUUUAUAACUAUGAGCUUAAUAUUUUAUGUUCAUGAACUUUGUCUCUUCCAACUUUUAAAUUCUAAUUAUAAAUGCUUAGAUGUCUCACUUUUCCUAAUAUUCUAUUUUAUAAAAACAGGUGAUUAAGCAACUAAAUUGGAAAUAGUUGCACAUCUAGUUAUGAGUACAUAACUACUAGAAAAUGCAGUUUGUAUACCGCAUGUAAGUGCACCUGAGUAUCCACAUUAAGACAAUUUCUGCAGAGAUGAACACGAAUUUGGGGAACAUUUUGAAUUGUUAACUCUAUGCGGAUAAACACCCAUGACCUUCAGUCAGGAUGCACAGAACAGAAAUUCUUCCCUCUUCCACAUACAGAAGUGUCUGAUACGAUCUUGUGAAAAAAAAAUUAUAAAACUACAUCAUUACAUGUGAAGAAAAGGAAAGUGCCAAGUAACAGAAAUGAAGAGGGAACAUACAAAGUAGAGUAGGAAUUAAAGGAAUUCCAUGAGCUACCAAAAGCUGGGGUGGGUUUAGUAUUUGUGCCUAAUUAGGGGACUAAAACUGAGUUUCUUAGAUGAAGUAGUGAGUAGUGAACUAGGAAAAACAGAACACAAUCUAUACACACAGACAGUAAAUCUCUGUGGCUUCUCCCCGAUUUUACGUGAGGGAUCCACUUGGGCUAUAAAAAUUAGUAGAGAAAAAUGAGGCCCAUAUUUAUACUACCCAGGCUACAACAGGGAAACUCCAUGGGGCCCUAGAAGUGGCAACCACAAAAAUGGUUUAAGAAUAUAUCCAGAGUCCUCAAGGCAUCGGUCCUCUGUGGCAUUGGAGGAAUCUUGUUGCAUGUCGGCCUAUGUGCACAUGCACAGACAUGGCUUCAUGACUGUACCCAACAAGCCACCCAAAGCUAUUGGGACCUGCCCCACCCAACCCGCGCAAGGUCAUUCCCAGCAGAGCUAUCAGCCCUGUGGACAUCAGAGCUAUAGUGGCUACAGCCAGUCAGGGGACAGUUUAGGCUACAGCCAAAACACCUACGGUUCUUCUGGACAGGCCCAAAACACAGGCUAUGGCACCAGUCAGCUCCCCACAGACAUAGAGCAACUGGUGGCUAUGGCUGUGGCUAGUUUUCAGUCAUCUUAUGGGCAACAUCCUAAUCUGGCUAUGACCCACAGCCAGCUCCUAGCAGCACCCCAGGAAGUUACAGUAGUUGUUCUCAGAGCAAUAACUAGGGGCAGACCCACAGUGGGGGUCAUGGAGGGCAAGGGCGAAGAGGACCCAUGGGCCUUGGAGGCUAUGGAGAUGGUGACAGUGGUGGUGGUGGUCAGCAGCCUAGCUAUGGACAGCUCCUAUAAUCGUCCUCAGUGCUAUGGACAACAGAACCAGUACAGCAGUAGCAGUGGAGGUGGUGGAGAGAUCAAUGGCCAAGAUCAGUCCCACAUGAGUGGUGGCAGCUGUGGCUGAGGUUAUGACGAUCAGGACCAGAGUAGUGAUGAUGGUGGUGGCUACAGGGGAGGCCAGCAGGACAGUGGGGGAUGAGGCCAUGGAUACAGUGGCAGUGUCGGUGGAAGUGACUGUGGUGGCUUCCAUAGAUUUGGUAGCUCUCGGGACCAAGGAUCACAUCAUGACUCUGAAUAGGAUAAUUCAGAUACCACCACCAUCUUCAUGCAAGGCCUGAUGAGAAUGUUACAACUGAGUCUGUGACUGACAUGUUCAAUUAGAUUGGUAGUAUUAAGACAAAUAAGAAAGCAAGGCAGCCCACGAUUAAUCUGUACACAGGGAAACAGGCAAGCUGAAGGGAGAGGCAACGGUAUCAUCUGAUAACCCACUUUUGCUAAAACAGCUAUUGACAGGUUUGAUGAUGGUGACAGUGGUGGUGGUGGCCAGUGAGAAUUCCCCAGUGGCGGUGGUGGCAGUGGUGGCAGUGGAGGACAGCGGUGAACUAGGGACUGGAAAGUUUCCUAAUCCUACAAGUGAGAACAUGAACUUCUCUUGGAAGAAUGAAUGCAACCAGUGUAAGACCCCUAAACCAUAUAAGCCCAGAGGAGGGCCAGGAGGCUUCUUAUAUGGGGGAUAGCUAUCAAGAUGAUCAUCAUGAUGGCCAAGGAGGCUAUGAUCAGGGAGACUACUGAGGCCAAAGCAGGGGUCAUGGAGGCUUCUGAGGAGGCUGAGGUAGUAGGGACAGAGGUGGGUUUGGCCCUGGCAAGGUGGACUCCAGGGAUGACCACAGACAGGAUUGCAGGAAGAAGCCAUAUUAGCCUGCCUCCUGAGAUCCUGGGACAGCUUGUCUUAUAUACCCAGUGUUAACAUCAUUAUUUUGUAACCUUCCAGCUCCUGGUCACCCACAUUUUUUUGUGUCAAGAUUGUAAUCUCUGGUUCCCAUUUAAAAAAACAUCACUUUAGUUAAAUAUUCUUCCUUUAACCCCUCUUCAGAGGACUGAUGUCCAAGUCAGGAAUGUGAGGGUGUUUUCUUCCCUCAGCUCAUCCUACCUAGCAGGAACCGGAAUAAAGUGUUGGAUACUUGGGGGUGGGGGCAGUGGAGAAUGUAUCCACAAUGCAGGGCACUCCAGAUAUCCUUGUACAAGACAAUUUCCCACUGAAGGUAAACGACUAACAAAGUUCACUAAAUCCACUUGCCCACCACCAAGAGAAAUUGACAGUGGCCACAAGAAAGAUAUUUAUUCUUCAGAAGCCAAAAUAACCUAAUAAUGUAAGGGAUCUUUUAACAUAAAUGCCCUUUAACUAUUCAAAGGAAAUAAAUAGACAUAGGAUCCAUAAACCAAGAUGAACACAGUAUAAACUUUAUGGUUGACUUCAUAUAAACAUCAUUUAUUCACCAUAUUAUAUAUGCCAUGAUAUACAGCUCUGAAAGGAAAUCUGUCUUUCCUGUAAUACCAAUAACAUAAAGAAAUUUUAAAAAGAUUCAGCAUAUUUACUUGUUUUUUAUAGUCAAGUUAAUGAAUACAAAAUACAUAUCCAAAUAUUUUGAGUAAUUUCUUCAAGUACCUUUUAUUCAAAUAUGAGUAUGGUACUCCUUCAGGAAACUGUCCUUCCUUGGACAGGAACCCAGGAAAAGAUGACCUUUACAAGGGUCAGAGUCAAAUAUGUUGGUUUCCAAAAUCAGUGACAGUAAUAUUCAACUUUCCAAAAGUAUUCUGCAAAGGUACACUGUGCGACAAUAUCAAUUAGAAAUAUUCUAUUUCUU